Molecule: messenger RNA, 960 nt
Organism: Photinus pyralis (common eastern firefly)
Lineage: Eukaryota; Metazoa; Arthropoda; Insecta; Coleoptera; Lampyridae
Exons: 4
Coding region: 192-704 (170 amino acids)
Source: RefSeq, a predicted model, not a curated record
UUAUUUUAUUUGUUGCGUGACCGCUUCUGCGACGUAUCCAUAACGACCAGGUAAUGAUUACAAACAUUCCCAGCUUUAAAUGUUAAUGUCUCAAAUACCAUCUAAUCGAAUACAAUGGAAGACAAAACGUAAAGAUCCCGAAAUGAUGUAAUAUUCCUUCGAACGCGAAAACAACACCAAAUGCGAGUAUUAUGAAACUGAAGAGAGAUCCGUUACCAAUGAAAUCUCGUGCCUUUCCGCAAUCGUUUUGGCAACAGCCUAACAAAACUCAAAUCGUGUCACCGGCAACAGUUUACUACGACGAUGAACAGAAACAGGAGACGAUUGAGAGUAAGGAAGCAAGGGAAGUCGUCACGCGACCAGACAUCGAUCUUCUCUUCAGUUUGUUCCGAAACGUCAACGGAGCGAAGAGAAGUCGAUCGAGCAACCCCAGAGGAAGGUGCGGCCUUAACUCGACACUAAGAUUAAAGCGUGACAAUUUCAGGCCGAAAAGGUCACCGGGACGUUUCAAGAUCGUUCGCGAUGACGACCCCUAUUUAACGGAGUCUUGUUUGCAUCUGCUCGCAGAAGUCGCCGACGCGGAGGAGAUCAAGAAACGUUUCGGAAACUGCGCGGAGAUUUUAGCGAUGGUAGCAAUUCAGGAUGAGACCAACCAAUCAAAAAACUAUUCAAAAAUUCUAUCUGAUUUAGUGGUUCAAUUGUGAAAUUUUAAAUUUUAGUUAAAUAAUUAGGGAAACCUUAUCAACAGUCCGUCCAAAGAUCUAGUUGUCAUAGGUCCUAGUAGAUAGGUUUAGCCAGCAAUUUCAAGAAAUUUAUCAAGCUUCAGUAGCAGUAGCUAAUUUGUGAUAGUGGGUAGUGUUAGGAUGUAAGUAAAAAUGUUAGAAAAAAAACGGCAACUUUCACUUUGUUCCAAUAGCAACCAAUAGAUAUCGACGUUAGCUUGCGUUUUAGUUUAAACAA